CCCAAAUCCUGUGGCUUCUCAUCUGCUGAGCCCCAGAGGUGACCCCAGGGUUGGGACAACUGCUCUGGGGACCAAAUGGGGACGGACUCAGCUCCUGGCUGGAUUCGACCCGCUGGGAAUUUCCCGGCUGCGCAGGGGGAAGCACUAGCCAGUGGGAACACCCGUGGCAGCUCCUAUAAAAGGGCUCCUCAGCACGGCGGGUGCCAGGAGGCAGGAUGAGGCUGUGCCCAGCCAUGCUGGUGCCACUUCUGCUGCUGCUGGCCUCGGCCAGAGCCACCACGCCAGGGCUGGAUGGAUCCACGCCGGGAGGCCUGCCUGGCUCCGUCCCACCAUCCUUGCCUGGGCUCUGGGCCGUGGGCUAUGGUGACGUCGUCUCGGCGGCCGUGGAGCUGCUGAAUGCCAGGGCCGUCAGUCCCUAUGUCCUGCGGCUCCGGGAGUCCCAGUCUCCACCCGGCUGGCUCGUGGACCUUCAGGACCGGCAGGAGCUGAGCUUCACUGUGGAGGAGACCUCGUGCCGAGCCCCGGGGACGGCCACUGGCGCCUGCAAGAGCCGCUGGCUCGGGGCGGUGAGUUGGUGCCGGGGCUUUGUCUUCCUCGAGCAGCAGCAGCCCACGGUCGAGCUCUCCUGUGAGAAGGUGCCCACCAAGCUCGGCCAUUUCCGCACAUCCAGAUCCAGGCUCACGGAUUUUUUUACCAGGAUCAAGGAACGUUUCAGGGGUUUCUCCCAGUGUAGCAAGAUCUGGAUCCGUGACAAGCUCGACCUCAAAAACCCCAAACCCUGAGCGGUUGAUGCUGUGUCCCCCCCUGACCCUGUGCCCCCCUGCCUGGGUGCUCUGCUUGCAAUAAA
This is a messenger RNA of Athene cunicularia (burrowing owl), 847 nucleotides long. RefSeq names its product cathelicidin-B1-like. Gene Ontology annotation, molecular function: lipopolysaccharide binding. Gene Ontology annotation, cellular component: extracellular region. NCBI's taxonomy places the organism in Eukaryota, Metazoa, Chordata, Aves, Strigiformes, Strigidae. The record is from RefSeq and is a predicted model, not a curated record. Bases 216 to 782 code for a protein of 188 amino acids. The transcript is spliced from 4 exons. Gene Ontology annotation, biological process: innate immune response; defense response to Gram-positive bacterium; antimicrobial humoral immune response mediated by antimicrobial peptide.